AUAUUAGUAUUGUCAUUUGGGAGUUUUAAACAUUAAAGUGUUAAAGUAAGUUUUCUGUAAACUAAAACUUUUCAUGUAGAUUGUAUAUGAUGACCAAAUUCAACCCAAUAUUUAAAAAAACGGCUGCGGAAUGUCUCUCCUUAAUAAUUCUAUAUAUUAUUUAAGACAUUGUUUUGACAUUGUUUUGAUUCUAUGUAGGCCAAUAAACUAAAAGAUGGGCGCCUGUUUUCAGAUAGGCACCUGUUUUCUACACUUUUUAGCGUCAAAUGUUUGUUUUUUACAACAUUUUAGAAUAUACAUCUGAAAUAUUUUUGGCAAAGUUAGUAUCACUUCGUCAUAAUGUGCGAUUUUCAACACGGUUUGUUUAUACUUCAAGAAAUUCAGAAGCAAACGUAUAUGCAACUGAAUAAAGAAAAUAUCCAAGUUCGCGCUAACACUAUAGAAUGUGGUCACGAUACAGGAAGUGAUGUGUUUGCAGGCUUUGUUCUAAAAAAGAAACUUUCGAGUGAAAGCGAUCUUGGGUUUUCUCUGAAGGCGUUAAACUAUGGUUGUGCAGAGAAAAAUGAGGUUGCAUACAUCCCGUUCAUCGAAAAUUUAAAACUAAAUACUUCAAAAACUGUUGUACACGUGUCACUGAAUCACAAAGCUGUGUUAACAACUUUUAUGCGAGGGGUGUUUCAAAGCAACGCACUCGCAGAAGAAACAAAACCGAACUCAAAGAAAAAAGAUAUGACGUUGUUGUGUCAUGUAGGAGGUGCCUUGAACAACAUUACAAAUAGAAGAAUUUUUCUUACCGCUUUUGUUUAUAAAAGAAUGCUUCAGAAAGAUUACAACUGUAAUAUUUACAGUACGUCUGGAGAUGGUUGCACACUUGUGAGUGACGCCAUACAACAAACAAUAGACAAUAUAGUCGCAGUUAAUGCAGAAACAAGCAAUGAUGUAUGCGACAGUGUCAACUUGAAAAUAAUAGAAAAAUUAAAGCAAUGUAUUUAUACAAACCAAGCCCAAGGGAAAAGAAUAUGUUUUGAUGCCAGAAUGUGCAUUGCAACAUUGCACAGCAACAGAGGUACAUAUUUGCAAGAAAUUGACACAAUUGAAGUGGUCGACAAAAAUGGCGAACCUACCGAAACUUUAAGUUACGCUGCCAGAAUGAAGCCUGCAACAGAAUUAAAGUCUGAUCUUACGCUACAUUUGACACCAUAUAAACAACUGUACAGAUUGCAGUGUUCGUCUUUGCUGCUACAACAUUCAACCACGCAAACAGUUAAACAGGUGUUCUGUUGUUGUGGAGGAGACACUUCAGCCGAGUCACAUAAUAUUCAUACUUUACUCAGCGCAAGAAAAAAAGAACUAUGGCAGUCAUACAAAAUGAAGUAUGGAAGAAAAGUAACAGUGUUUUGUUUUUCUCUAGGUGAAAAAUGGAAUGAAACGAUUCAAUGCGUUGCUGUUGCUUCUUUAAAACUAGAUUUAUAUUUAACGUCCUUUAAUAGUAAGUUGAAAAUAGGAGAAGACAACAAGAUUGUAUCACGUGACAGCUUGUUCAUAUUAUACAACUACGCACGAUUGUGCAAUGUAAAAUUCACAUUUGACGAGAAAGUAAAACAAGGUUUUUAUCCUCCUUUACCAAGUCCUGCGGAAAUUGAUUUCACUCUACUCACAGAAGAGGCUGAAUGGAAUAUAACGUUGCGGUAUUUACUCACCUUUGAAAACUUAUUAAAAGAUGUGCGUGUAACCAUGACAACAUCGAAAGAUGCAACAGUGCAUGUGAUGCCAAAGUACUUAUCAGAUUUAUCACGUGAUAUGAGUUCAUAUUACCAUCAAACGAAAAUUUUAUUGGAUCCGAGACCUCAUUUGUUUCCACUUAUGUUUGCCAGGUUAUCCUUCGCUAUGGCGUUGAAACAGGUGAUGAAAGAAACUUUCGAUCUACUUGGCAUCGAUCCACCUGAGCAGAUGUGAUUGAAGGUAAAAUCAUGCGAAAUGUGAAUGGUGUGAUGGAUGGAAAGAAUACACCUGCACUGCGUUUUACAAGCUAGAAAAUAAUAUUUAUCUAUUUUUUUAUUUUAUUUUCAAUCGAAAUAUCUUUUAUUAAAGU
Hydractinia symbiolongicarpus is the source of this 2092-nucleotide messenger RNA. Its product is annotated as DALR anticodon-binding domain-containing protein 3-like. NCBI's taxonomy places the organism in Eukaryota, Metazoa, Cnidaria, Hydrozoa, Anthoathecata, Hydractiniidae. Bases 340 to 1956 code for a protein of 538 amino acids. Gene Ontology annotation, biological process: tRNA C3-cytosine methylation; arginyl-tRNA aminoacylation. Gene Ontology annotation, molecular function: arginine-tRNA ligase activity; ATP binding; tRNA binding. The record is from RefSeq and is a predicted model, not a curated record. The transcript is spliced from 15 exons.